CUUCAGGAUCGCCGUACUGUCGUAUUUCUUUCACGCAUGCGUGUGGCGGUUGUGUUGAUAAGCUAGGAGAAGCAUCAUUUUAAAACAUGUCAGAAAAAGGAGAAGUGGAUUUAACUGGUGCCAAGCAGAACACGGGCGUGUGGCUUGUAAAGGUGCCCAAAUACCUCUCUCAACAAUGGGCAAAAGCGACUGGAAGAGGAGAGGUCGGGAAACUCCGAAUCUGCAAGAAGGGAAACCAAGGAAAAGCAGAGGUGUCUUUCACUUUGAACGAAGAGCUGACUGUGAUAGAGGGUAUAGAAGAUAAGACGGUGUCCGCACCUCGCGAGCACCCCUUCACCAUGCAGUCAGUGGGCGGUCAGACGCUGGCGGUCUUCACUGAGAACUCAUCAGGCCAAUCAGAAGAGAGAUCUGAUGGCACCAGCUCAGGGUCUGGGGCGGGGGCAGGUCCAGAUAAAAUAGCCUUGGAGGGAGUGGUAGUACAGAGAGCAGAGUGCAGGCCUGCUGUCAGUGAGAGCUACAUGAGGCUGAAGAGGUUACAAAUUGAAGAGUCCUCCAAGCCAGUCAGGCUCUCACAACAGUUGCAAAGUCCUGUCACUAACAACUACAAACCUGUGGCCAACCAUACGUACAAUCUUGAGUAUGAGAGGAAAAAGAAGGAGGAGGGCAAGAGAGCAAGAGCUGACAAACAGCAGGUGUUGGACAUGUUGUUUUCUGCUUUUGAGAAGCACCAGUACUACAACAUCAAAGACCUGGUGGAUAUCACCAAACAGCCUGUGAUUUAUUUGAAGGAAAUCUUGCGUGAUAUCGGCAUUUACAACGUGAAGGGAACACACAAGAACACCUGGGAGCUCAGGCCAGAAUACCGACAUUACCAGGCCGAGGAAAAGACUGACGAAUAGUUUCUCCUAAGGCGGAUCCACCACCAUUUGUUUUGGCGGUGAAGCCUUCUCAGACCAGGCCUUGGUUGGACCUUGAAGCUCUCUCCUGAAUUCUGUACAUCAGGUCUCAAAACACACAAGUGUAUGUUUAGUUUUACAGGGAGAUGUUGUGUGUUUUUACUUUGUAUGAAGAAGAAGAGGCACUGGGAAACAAAUGGGCUCUUCCUGAUGUGGUUUGUCACAGCUCCCGCACUCCCUCCAAGGAAAACCAGCCUGUAUUUUGAAUUAACUCGGUCAGAGGCAAGGGAGGUAGCACUCUGGUUCUUAGCAUAGAAGUAUGUUUUAAUAUGUUUGACAAGUAUUUCCAGAAGAAAGGGGCUUUAUGUUUAAGUGAUGCACCUAAAGACCACAAAGGAUUUGACACAGGUAAUGGCCCUCACCACUAAUUUGAUAUGUGCAGAGAAAGUUUUUUUUUCUAGAUAUUUUAUAAUCUGACAUCUGAGUCUGUGAUGCUUUUUUUUUUUUAAGAAAACAAAAAAAAACCAUAUCUGCUCAUGUCUCUACUCUUGUCUUGGGAAACAAAUUUAGCCAGAAUUUAUGUUGACAAAACCAUUGCUGUCAUCCUGUCUUUGCAUUUGCCCAUUUUCACUGUAAAUUUUAAUGUCUUAUGUAAUGUUUCAAUAAAAAGAAAAUUGAAUUUUUACUAGAACAGCAUCACAGUACACCUCUGCAGUUGUGUUAAUCACAAUCAAUGAAAACAAUGUACUAACCAACAGCUAUUACAUAUUUUUCCUAAAGUUCAGUUUUUAUUUGAAUGAAAUUCUGAGUUUACAUUGUUCUAA
This is a messenger RNA of Acanthopagrus latus (yellowfin seabream), 1720 nucleotides long. RefSeq names its product general transcription factor IIF subunit 2-like. The record is from RefSeq and is a predicted model, not a curated record. NCBI's taxonomy places the organism in Eukaryota, Metazoa, Chordata, Actinopteri, Spariformes, Sparidae. Gene Ontology annotation, cellular component: transcription factor TFIIF complex. Bases 87 to 899 code for a protein of 270 amino acids. The transcript has 9 exons. Gene Ontology annotation, biological process: transcription initiation at RNA polymerase II promoter; transcription by RNA polymerase II.